Messenger RNA from Hippoglossus stenolepis (Pacific halibut), 5473 nucleotides. RefSeq names its product muskelin 1, intracellular mediator containing kelch motifs (gene mkln1). Lineage: Eukaryota; Metazoa; Chordata; Actinopteri; Pleuronectiformes; Pleuronectidae. Gene Ontology annotation, cellular component: cytoplasm. Gene Ontology annotation, molecular function: protein binding. The transcript has 18 exons. Bases 76 to 2304 code for a protein of 742 amino acids. The record is from RefSeq and is a predicted model, not a curated record.
UGUUUCUUUAAAGCCGUCACGACCGCAGCUCACCCCGUGGUAGGCUCCCGCUGCUUGUUAUCUUCUGUCAACAAGAUGGCUGUCGUUCCUGAGAGCAGAGUUCUAAGUUUUAGCGUGUUCAAAUGGAGCUCUUACUCCUCUACAUAUUUACCCGAGAAUAUCUUGGUGGACAAACCUAACGAUCAGUCUUCCAGGUGGUCUUCGGAGAGCAACUACCCUCCUCAGUUUUUAAUCUUGAAAAUGGAAAGGCCGGCUAUUGCUCAGAGCAUCACCUUUGGAAAGUAUGAAAAGACUCAUGUCUGCAACCUGAAGAAGUUUAAAGUCUUUGGUGGGAUGAGUGAAGAGAACAUGACAGAACUUUUGUCCAGUGGCCUUAAGAAUGACUACAACAAGGAAACAUUCACCUUAAAGUACAAGAUUGAUGAGCAGAUGUUUCCCUGCAGAUUUGUCAAAAUAGUUCCUCUGAUGUCCUGGGGUCCUAGUUUUAAUUUUAGCAUCUGGUACAUUGAGCUGCAUGGUGUUGAAGAUCCUGAUGUGGUGCAACCCUGUCUUAACUGGUAUAGCAAGUACAGAGAACAGGAAGCCAUUCGCCUUUGCCUCAAGCACUUCAGGCAGCAUAACUACACAGAGGCCUUUGAGUCGCUCCAGAAAAAAACUCGGAUAGCACUAGAGCACCCCAUGCUCACUCACUUACAUGACCGGCUGGUGCUACAAGGAGACUUUGAUGCCUGUGAGGAACUCAUUGACAAAGCUGUGAGAGAUGGUUUAUUUAAUCAGUAUAUCAGCCAGCAGGAGUACAAGCCGAGGUGGAGUCAGAUCAUUCCGAAAUGCAACAAAGGGACAAGUGUCCCAGAAAUCAACCGAGAUGACAUCAGCGGUGACGGCGAUGACAACAGACCAGGAAUGAGGGGAGGACAUCAAAUGGUCAUUGACGUUCAGACUGAGACCGUGUACCUGUUUGGGGGCUGGGAUGGCACACAAGACCUGGCUGACUUCUGGGCUUACAGUGUUCAAGAGAACCAGUGGGCUUGCAUCUCCAGAGACACUGAGAAAGAGAAUGGGCCAAGUGCCCGUUCCUGCCACAAGAUGUGCGUUGACUCUCAGCGGCGUCAAAUCUACACACUAGGCCGAUACCUGGACUCCAGCGUCAGGAACAGCAAGUCUCUGAAGAGCGACUUUUACUGCUAUGACAUUGACGCAAACACCUGGACACUUCUCAGCGAGGACACGUCUGCUGACGGAGGGCCAAAGUUGGUGUUUGACCACCAGAUGUGCAUGGAUUCAGAGAAACACAUGAUCUACACAUUCGGUGGUCGGAUUCUGACAUGUAAUGGCAGUGUGGAGGACAGCCGGACAUCAGAACCUCAGUUCAGUGGCCUGUAUGCCUACCAUUGCCAGGCAGGAACAUGGAACCUCCUGCGGGAAGACUCGUGUAACGCUGGGCCAGAAGAUAUCCAGUCCCGCAUCGGACAUUGCAUGCUCUUCCACACUAGAAACCGCUGUCUGUAUGUGUUCGGAGGUCAGAGGUCAAAGACUUACCUCAAUGAUUUCUUUAGCUACGAUGUGGACGGAGACCAUGUAGAGAUCAUAUCUGAUGGCACCAAGAAGGACUCUGGCAUGGUGCCAAUGACAGGCUUUACCCAGAGAGCCACCAUCGACCCCGACCUCAAUGAGAUCCAUGUUCUCUCGGGCCUCAGUAAAGACAAGGACAAACGUGAGGAGAAUGUUCGCAACUCCUUCUGGAUCUAUGACAUCGCCCGCAACAACUGGUCAUGUGUGUAUAAGAACGAUCAGGCAGUGAAAGAAAACCAGAGCAAGGCUCUGCAGGAGGAGGAGCCGUGCCCACGCUUUGCACAUCAGCUUGUAUAUGAUGAGAUGCACAAGGUGCAUUACCUGUUUGGUGGAAACCCUGGGAAGUCCUGUUCUCCUAAAAUGCGAUUGGACGACUUCUGGUCCCUCAAACUGUGUCGGCCUUCUAAGGAGUAUCUGCUCCGUCACUGCAGAUACCUCAUCAGGAAAUACAGGUUUGAGGAGAAAGCCCAGUCAGAGCCACUAACUGCACUGAAAUAUCUUCAAAAUGAUCUGUCGCUCACUGUGGACCACACAGACCCUGAUGAGACCAAAGAGUUUCAGCUCCUGCCCUCAGCUCUCUUCAAAUCUGGCUCUGACUUCAUCCCUCUGGGUUUCUCAGACGUGGACCAGACAUACGCUCAGCGGACUCAGCUCUUUGAUAUGCUUGUCAACUUUUUCCCGGAUAGUAUGACCCCACCCAAGGGCAACCUGGUAGACCUGAUCACCCUCUAACCCCUCCUGCCUCUGACACGCCCCUCCGUACCCCAUCUCAUCACCCACUGGACAGACUGAACACCACCCAUGCACCUGAUGGGACAGAGGAAACACAGACCUGUUAUUUUUCUAUUCCUGAACUUUGCUUGUGGGAGUAAACUUGAUGUGGAUCAUCCCCACCUCUAACACACUGACCUGCUGCUGUCAGGCUGCAUUAAUGAUGGUGAUGGUUAUAAACAAACAUACACAUUAUAUAUAAGCAGACUUCCACGAUAGCUUGAAGUGUGUUUUUCCCAGUUUCACUUGAAUAUUUCUUCCAUUUUUUUCCACGUACCCAAAGCCCAUCAUAACCAAACAUAGCCAAAACUGUUUUUGUCUGACUUGGUUUUUUGUUCCCAGAAAAGUUUUGACCAAAAAGGGUAUUUCCACUCAUUUGUUUUUAGUCGUGUUUCUUUGAAUGUUCCUCCUGAAAUGGAUAAUUCACAGAAAAAUGGAAACUCACUCAUUAUCUACUCACCACUAUGCCGAUGGAGGGCUGGGUGAAGUUUUGAGUCCACAAAACACUUUUGGAGUUUCAGGGGUAAACAGCAUUGCAGCCAAAUCCAAUACAAUUGAAGUAAAUGGUGACCACUUCUUCAAAUAGAAAACAACAUAAAAUGCCUCCAUCCUGCUCCUGUGGUGUCAUCCAAAUCUCCGGUAGCCCCGACAUCCACAUUUGAAUCGAAAGGGCAUCAUUUAAACUAUGUUUUUGGCCUAAAUGUCCUUUGAUAUUCUCCUCUGGAGCCGCAUUCGCACAAACACACUGCACCCAAGCUCUCGCCCAAGGGUGCCUACUGUAGCAUCGCUAGUUCAGGUAGCAUUGGUACUUCAGGUAGCGAACAUUUUGACACCACAGAACAGUAUGGAGGCAUUUUCUGUUUUUUUUUCUGUUUUUUACAUUUGAAGACGUCAGUCGACAGUUACUUAAAUUGUAUUGGAUUUGGCUGCAACGCAGUUUAUCCCUGAAACUCCAAAAGUGUUUUGUGGACUCAAACACCUUUAGAUUACAAGUCAAUUUUUAUUUUUCGGUGAACUAUACCUGUAGGCUUUGUGCUAAAUCAUAAGAUGAUUUAUGUUCAGGCCAGUUGUAAAGUCAAGAAGCCAGUUAAAUUCAAAUUCAUGGGUGUUUAAUUUAUUUUAAGACAGGACAGAAAUCAUUUAAUAGGAAAUAAUUUAAUUUAAUCUAACUUAAUGUCAGCUUUCAUUUUCAUGAUUUGGUUAGCUUAGUUUUCUGUAACACAUGCCCCCAUUUAUAACAGAGACUGACGAGGUGCAACAAAGUAUUGUUUGAACAAAAUUGGACUGGUUCUAAGAGAUAAAGUUUAAUAUAUAUCUAAAUAUACAUUUAUAUUGGUUUUGGGGUGUUUUCCAUGUAAAAUGUCUGUCCUCAGUCAUUCAUGGACAGAAGCUCAACUAUUAGACGUCUAAUGUUGUACAAAAUAUGUAAAUAUACAUGUAAGAUUAUUUUCAAAGAUUCUUGGAUUGAACAGAUCCUAUGCUGGUUCAUGCUCUUCCUUGUCCCUCUUAAUCAUAAACUGCGUCCGCAUACAGUUUACCUUCAGGUUCUAUAUGUAAUACUUAUAAUUACUCAUCGGGAAGACUUUCAAAUAACUGGUGUGAGUUUUGAUGAAAUACUGGUAAUAGGGCGAGAAGGUGUUUUAGGUCUGUUUGGUGUGUUGACAUGUUUGUUCUGUAUGAUAAAGAUGUUGGUAUUAUUUGUCUCUCCACCGGCGACAGGCAGUGACCAGUGAACAUGAUAUCUCAAGAACAACUUGAGGGUGUAUUUUCUUCAAGUGUGGUACAAAAAUAUUCACUUGGACUCGAGGAUGAACCGAUUAGAUUUUGCUAGUCAAAGGUCCAGGUCUCGGUGGCCUCACUAAAACACAUUUGUGGUUUGGAACGCAACAUCUCAGGAACACCUUGAGGGAAUUUCUUCAAAUUUGGUACAAAUGUUCUCUUGUAGUCAAGGAUGAAUGAUUAUCUUUUAGUGGUCAAAGGUCACGGUGAUCUCAUGACUUGUGAAUGUGAUAUAUCAAGAACACCCAUAGGCAAAUUCAUAACAUUUUGCUCAAACAUUCACUGUGACUCAAGGAUGAGUCAAAAAACUUUUUUGCCUUGUGAAUGCGUUAUCUGAAGAAUACCUUGAGAGAAUCCUUUUAAAUUUAGAACAAAAGUUCACUUAGACUCUCAAAUUAAUUGAUAAGACAUUGGUCCCCAAAGAUCAAGGUCACAGUGGCCUCUUAAACAUGAUAUCACAAAUCUCUUGAGGGAAUUUCUUCAAAUUUCAAACAUUUAUCACCUGGAAUCAAAAAUUAACUAAUUACAUGCCAGUGGGCAAAAGUCACGAUUACUUAUGAGUCUGGAAAAAGAAAAGUAUGUAGACUGAAACUACUCUGGGUGAUGGAGCCAUACAACCACAAUGUGGAAAUUCUAGGUGUUUUUUUUUUCUUCUUCAAAUCCAUGCUGUCUAAAAAAUGUAAUGUUCAUUGAAGUAGAGAGCAUGACUAAGUACAACCAGCCUAACUCAUCUGCUGGCUGAUAAACUCAAAAUCACCCAUCAUGUUUUCUGUGCAUACACAGAAGCAUGCUUUAGCUCACACUCAAUAUAUUUGACAUCUGAAAGGAGGUAUUGUCUACUUUACUAAAACUCUGCUGGGCUCCCGUUCCUCAGUUUCAACAGACAGCUGUCUCACACUUGUCCAAUGGAAAUAAAUCAAGUAUCAUGGUGUAAUUUUUAGAAAUAAUAAAUAGACUGCAGAAAACCAUGUUGGCUCAGUGAUUUCUGCAUAAAGGGACGAAGAGCAAACAAACAUGAUCUACUAACAUGGAGUCUGCUCAGUCCUUUUGACACAAGAAAGACUGAGCAGGCAGCCUGUUCUGUGUGCUGAAGGAAUAAACUAAAACCAGCAAGUCUGCUAACAGCCGAUCAUACAGUCAGCCAGAAACUGAAUACCUGAGUCCCUUUUUCACCUUUUUUUUAAAUGUGGCAGUUAGUGCCUCUCUCCAGAGAGGCUUGGCUAAACAGCUUGGAGCUAGCAUUAUUCAUGUAACCAACAAAAUAAUUAAAAACAAGCAGGUCUGAAGUGAAACCAUAUAAACCUUAUAUUUCAUAUUAUCUAAAACAGAUAUAAAAAAUUUGAUACAUGAA